AUGCCUGGAGACGAGACAGUACAGAAGCCGAUCGACGACUCCGACAGCGAGGGCGAGGACAGCGACGUCGAGGAGUCCUUCCCCGAGAUCAGCAUCGAUCCAUCCACAUUGACACCCCUCUCUCCAGAGGUCAUCUCAAAACAGGCAACAAUUAAUCUUGGAACCAUUGGCCAUGUCGCUCACGGAAAAUCAACGGUCGUCAAAGCGAUAUCUGGAGUUAUGACCGUCCGAUUCAAGAACGAGCUGGUGCGGAAUAUUACAAUCAAGCUGGGAUAUGCCAAUGCGAAGAUCUACAAAUGUGAGAACCCCGCCUGCCCGCGUCCGGGCUGCUAUCGUUCAUAUCGCUCCGAUAAGGAGGACAACCCUCUCUGUGAGCGCCCUGGAUGUAAUCACCGUAUGAAGCUCCUUCGACACGUCUCCUUCGUCGACUGUCCCGGUCACGAUAUUCUCAUGGCCACCAUGCUAAACGGCGCGGCGGUCAUGGACGCCGCGCUGCUCCUUAUUGCGGGCAACGAGACGUGCCCACAGCCGCAGACCUCAGAACACCUUGCAGCCGUAGAGAUCAUGAAGCUCGAGAACAUCAUCAUCCUGCAAAACAAGGUGGACCUGAUCAAGGAAGCACAGGCGAUCGAGCACCAAAAGAGCAUCGUUGCAUUCGUGAAGGGCACCGUCGCUGAGUCCUCGCCUAUCGUUCCUAUCUCCGCACAGCUCAAGUACAACAUCGAUGCAGUCAACGAGUACAUCGUCAAGCGGAUCCCCAUUCCCGUGCGCGACUUUACCGCGGACCCGAAGUUGAUCGUCAUCCGCUCCUUCGACGUCAACAGGCCUGGCGCGGAGGUCGACGAGCUCAAGGGCGGUGUUGCAGGCGGCUCAAUUCUCACUGGUACUCUGCGUCUCGGACAGGAGGUUGAGAUUAGGCCAGGUAUCGUCACCAAGGAUGCUCAAGGCAGGAAUAGGUGCAAGCCCAUCUUCAGCCGCAUCGUCUCACUGCAUGCGGAGAGCAACCACCUGCAGUUCGCAGUCCCCGGUGGCCUAAUUGGUGUCGGUACGCGGAUUGACCCGACACUCUGCCGGGCGGAUCGUCUGGUUGGGCAAGUGCUCGGAGCUGUUGGCAAACUGCCGAAUAUUUACAGCGAACUGGAGAUCAGCCUCUUCCUGCUGCGACGAUUACUCGGAGUGAAGACGGAGGACAAAAAGCAGACGAAAGUAUCGAAGCUCGUCAAGGGAGAGUUGCUCCUCAUCAACAUCGGCUCGACGUCCACCGGCGGGCGCGUUUUGAGCGUCAAAGCGGACCUGGCCAAGAUCCAACUGACAUCGCCAGCGUGUACAGAGGUUGGUGAGAAGGUCGCACUUUCUCGUCGAAUCGAGAAGCAUUGGCGGUUAGUCGGUUGGGGUAGCGUGCAGCGCGGAACGGUGCUCGAAGUUGACUAA
Molecule: messenger RNA, 1431 nt
Organism: Laetiporus sulphureus 93-53
Lineage: Eukaryota; Fungi; Basidiomycota; Agaricomycetes; Polyporales; Laetiporaceae
Exons: 7
Coding region: 1-1431 (476 amino acids)
Biological process (GO): positive regulation of translational fidelity; formation of translation preinitiation complex
Cellular component (GO): eukaryotic translation initiation factor 2 complex; cytosol
Molecular function (GO): GTP binding; GTPase activity; translation initiation factor activity
Source: RefSeq, a predicted model, not a curated record